Messenger RNA from Westerdykella ornata, 639 nucleotides. RefSeq names its product PSF1 domain-containing protein. The transcript is spliced from 3 exons. Gene Ontology annotation, cellular component: GINS complex. Gene Ontology annotation, biological process: DNA replication; DNA strand elongation involved in mitotic DNA replication. Bases 1 to 639 code for a protein of 212 amino acids. The record is from RefSeq and is a predicted model, not a curated record. Lineage: Eukaryota; Fungi; Ascomycota; Dothideomycetes; Pleosporales; Sporormiaceae.
AUGUACGGGGAAAUAGGGAACAAAUUGGUGCAACAUGCCAAACGCACACAGUCGCUGGCACAUCUGCCGCCCUAUCAGACGGAAAUGGUCCGAGCCGUAACGCGCGAAGUCCGGGAUUUGGACAAGGACGUCGCAGCGAUCCUCGAGCCUUUCGCGGGCUCGUUCAAUCCAUCCACCGAGCCUGCGACUGCCUGUGCGCUACUGGUCAAUCACUUGUGCAUGCGGCGGAACAAACGGUGUCUUCUUGCGUAUCACCGAGUGCGGUCGGAUAGAUUGGAGGAGAUGUGCUGGAAUGGCGUCGAUGUGCUCGAGAGGCAAUAUCAGCAGCAACAAAAUAGCAACAGGCCGGCCGGAGAAGGGGACGGCAGCUCAAGCAGCCUAAGCCCAGAGGAAGAGGAAUACGUCCGCCAAUAUAGCGAUUUGUUGGCCGCAUACAAGGGACAAUGGACGGACAUUGAUUUGACAGGCAGCCUGGAACCGCCCAAGGAUCUCUUUAUUGAUGUACGAGUGCUCAAAGACGCAGGAGAGAUACAAACAGAAUACGGCGCAAUUACCUUGACGAAGAACAGCCAGUUCUAUGUACGUCAAGGUGAUGUGGAACGGCUGAUCUCCCAGGGGUAUUUGCAGCGCCUGAGUUGA